AUGGCUUCGGCGGAUGUCUAUCUAGCCUCGGAGCCGGCGAGAUGGAAGUACCUCGACAAUGUUCGGACACGCUCCGGUCCCCAUACAAAUCCCGAUAUUUUCGAUGGCAAGUUGGUAGCCGAGGCUAUGGAGAACAUGAAGGUCUUAGUAAUUGGUGCUGGAGGUCUAGGUUGUGAGAUCCUGAAGAACCUCGCUCUAUCCGGCUUCAAGAACAUUCACGUCAUCGAUAUGGACACGAUCGAUAUCUCCAACCUGAAUCGGCAAUUCCUCUUCCGGCAAGCGGACGUCGGGAGUUUCAAGGCCGAGGUGGCGGCCCGGUUCGUCCAGAGACGAGUAAAGGGGGUCAAGAUCACGCCGCACAACUGCAAGAUUCAGGACUUUGAUGAGGACUUCUACAUGCAGUUCCAGCUCCUUGUUUGCGGGCUCGACAGCAUCGAGGCGCGUCGUUGGAUCAACGCCACUCUCGUCAAUAUGGUGGACGAGGAUGCCGAGGAUAGCUACAAGCCGCUGAUAGAUGGCGGCACCGAAGGGUUUAAGGGACAGGCGAGGGUGAUUAUUCCCACCGUGACCUCGUGCAUCGAGUGCCAACUCGACAUGCACGCGCCGCGGGCGGCCGUGCCGCUCUGUACCCUUGCGAGCAUACCGAGGCAGCCAGAGCACUGCAUCGAGUGGGCUCAUGUCAUCGCGUGGGACAAGGAGAAGCCGUUCCCGAGCCUGGAUAAGGACGACCCGGAGCACAUUACCUGGCUGUACCAAAAGGCGCUGAUCCGGGCGCACGAGUUCAAGAUCCCGGGCAUCACGUACGCGCUGACGCAGGGGGUCGUGAAGAACAUCAUCCCGGCCAUCGCGGCGACUAACUCGGUUAUCGCCGCGGCGUGCUGCAAUGAGGCACUCAAGAUCGCGGCCAACUGCGCGCCCUGCCUAGGCUUCCCUGACGAGAACAACUACAUGAUGUACUCUGGUAACGACAGCAUCUACACGUACACAUUCCGCCACGAGAAGAAGGACGACUGCCCCGUGUGCGGCAACCUGGCGCGCGAGUUGAUCGUCGAUCUAGACUGGACGCUGCGCGAGCUCGUCGAGUCGUUCGCCGUGCGGCCCGAGUCCCAACUCAAGAAGCCCUCGAUCCGCUCCGACCACAAGACGCUCUACAUGCAGUCACCGGCCAGCCUGGAAGCGAAGUCGCGCCCCAACCUGGACAAGACGCUGGCGGAGCUCGGCCUGUCCAGCGGCGACGAGAUCGGCGUGACGGACCCGGCGUUUGCGACGGUCUCGUUCAAGUACAAACUUAAGUUACAGAAGUAA
This is a messenger RNA of Lasiosphaeria miniovina, 1305 nucleotides long. RefSeq lists its product as uncharacterized. Bases 1 to 1305 code for a protein of 434 amino acids. Gene Ontology annotation, biological process: protein neddylation. Lineage: Eukaryota; Fungi; Ascomycota; Sordariomycetes; Sordariales; Lasiosphaeriaceae. Gene Ontology annotation, molecular function: NEDD8 activating enzyme activity. The transcript has 6 exons. The record is from RefSeq and is a predicted model, not a curated record. Gene Ontology annotation, cellular component: nucleus; cytoplasm.